CGCUGCCGCUGCCACUGCCGCUGCCGCCGUUACCGCAGCAGCAGUCGCAGCAGCAGUCGCCUUCUCGUCGCCCAUUCGCCGUAUUUCCUGUUAAUUCGUCGGAAAAUGGGGAUUAAGUUGAGCAUCAACGUCAACCGGAGCGAGUUCCUGGACUAUCUCCAGCUCGUCCAGCUGUACGAGUACGUGGAUCGCAUCGUCAGUCGCCAUGGUUCUUUCCUCGACCACCAGUUCGCUACGGACCCGGAUUUCAGGAGGCGGGUUGUGGAUCUAAUGGCGCGAAUUAAAGAAAUUCGGGGCAAGAAGCACUACGCCCUAGAGCGCAAGCUGUUGCACGAAUUGUGCGAAACAUACGAGGACCAGGUCGGCGGAGCUCGUACCGACUACCAGUACAGGCUUUAUCCGGCGGCCGGCGCGGUCGCCAUUGCGCUCAGCAAAACCUUCACCGCCCCGCUCGCCCGCCUCACCAUUCUUUCGCAGGUUGCAGGGAUGCAUUACCAGAGUACGGCGCUGAUGAAAGGCAGGAUGUUGUGGGAGGCUCGUCGAAUUGUUGGCGAGGAAGGGUUCAGAGCCCUCUGGAAGGGAAAUUUGGCAUCUGUUGUUCAUCGAGUGCUCUUUGCUGGUGUCAUUAUGCUUGAUUAUGAGGAUUACAGGAAGAAUCUGGGGCGGGUGAUUGGUGGCACUGAUGCAAAUUCAACUGGUUUGGUGAAUCUAAUUGCUGGAGGAUUGACGGGAAUUGAAGCUACUUGUAUCACGUAUUCUCUAGAUAUGGUCAGGACUAGGGUGGCAGCUCAGAGGAACUCAAUCUAUGGGCUCAGGGGCACUUGGCAUGCAUUCUAUGAUGUACAUUCUGCCAACGGGUUUUUACCUGAUACCAUGUUUAAGGGACUUGGAGCGACAUUGCUGGGAACUGUUCCAUCUAUGGCCAUAAGCUUCUUUGUCUAUGAAUCCUUCAAGUCCUUUCUGAAAGCUCGAAGGCCCGGAGAUGACUCUCCAAUCACGGUUGGUCUGGCCUGUGGCAGCAUUGCUGGUCUUGCAGCUUCCACAGCAACGUAUCCUAUUGAUCUGGUGCGGAGAAGGAUGCAGUUGGAUGGAAUCGGUGGUCGAGCACCUAUUUACACAAGUGGAGUGCGCGAGACAUUCAAGACCAUCAUCCGGAAAGAGGGAUUCCGGGGUUUGUACAGAGGGAUCUUUCCACAGUGCUUGAGAGUGGUACCGGGGCAUGCAGUUGCGUUUAUGAGCUUCGAGAUGAUGAAGAUGUCCAUCGCCACCUAUGGGGUAAUCAAGAGCCAGACUGUGUCCAGUUAAUGAACAUUGCAGGUAGAUAGAGGGCCUGACCUAACUGUUUCACACUGACAUGCAUACGUGCAAUUUAACCUACCAAUCGAGAUGUUUAACGAUGCUAGUAGAUUGUAGUCUUAUAGGAUGAAUUGUAAAGGUCGAAUAGUGGUGAAGGAUCCAUGUUGUGAUGGACUUAGCAGAUAUCUUUUGGUUAGAUCUGCAAUUAGAGUAAUGAAUUGCAAAUUUGCAAUGAAUAUUGACGAGGUUGGAUACUAGAAUAGCAUGUCUGGAAUUGUGAAAUCUGGG
This is a messenger RNA of Linum tenue, 1584 nucleotides long. Lineage: Eukaryota; Viridiplantae; Streptophyta; Magnoliopsida; Malpighiales; Linaceae. The record is from the annotation of a GenBank genome assembly.